Messenger RNA from Ochotona princeps (American pika), 1462 nucleotides. RefSeq names its product Ras association domain family member 6 (gene RASSF6). Lineage: Eukaryota; Metazoa; Chordata; Mammalia; Lagomorpha; Ochotonidae. The transcript has 12 exons. The record is from RefSeq and is a predicted model, not a curated record. Gene Ontology annotation, biological process: signal transduction. Bases 338 to 1348 code for a protein of 336 amino acids.
UUAACCGUUCUUCCUUGGACCUACGGGAGGCAGGAAACAGAGCCUACGCCAGGCUCAGGGAGGAGCCGCGCGCCGGGCUCCGCCUGCACUGGCCUCGGACCUUGCCUGCAGGUGGAUCCCCGGUGAAGCCCAGGACCCAGAGACGCCAAGCAGCCAGAACUCCUGACCCAAUCCCGGACGACGCCGUCUUCGCAAGGAGUGCAGUCCAACACCUGUGGGUGGGGUUCCCAGUGUGAACAGCAGCAGGCUGAACCCCGGACAUUAACUUUCUCAGAAUACUCAGUUUUGAUCAAGGACAUCGCUGGACCGUCUCAGGAAGCAGGGAGACGACCAUACCAUGCUGGCUCAGCAAUACCCAUCUUGGAUCUUCAUCAACGACAGGACAUUCAUAACCAGGGAACAACUUAAUUCUUUAAUGACGACCUACAACACUUUUUAUGAGAACCAGGAAAAUCUGCAUAUUAUAUGUGAACAGAAGGAAGAUGGCAACAUUGUUAUGGAAGGAAUGCUGGACAUUUUCUGGGGAGUAAAACGACCUAUACAGCUGAAAAUACAAGAUGAGAAGCAAAUCCCUUCUCUCUCUAUGUUGAAGUCACCAGAUACUUUUUCCACCAAAGGGAGAAUGACUCGCUGGGGGGAAUUUGAUGACCUUUAUCGUAUUAGUGAGCUGGACAAGACCCAGAUUCCAGCAGCUGAAGCAAGGAAUUCUCAGGAAGACUAUUUGUCUUACCACAGCAGCACUCUGAAACCACGUGCAGAUGAAGAACUGGAGUCCCCACUGCUGUAUAGAACCAUGAGUGAAGCCACCUUGGUGAGGAAAAGGAUGAAGCCACCUAUGAUGGACAGAAAAGACAGACAGAACCACAGGGCCUCUAUCAAUGGACAUUUCUAUAACCAUGAAACAUCAAUUUUUACUCCAGCCUUUGGCUCAGAGACUAAGGUCAGAAUAAAUAGUAACAUGAAAACUGAAGAAGUUAUAAAGCAACUUCUCCAAAAAUUUAAGAUUGAAAACAGUCCCCAGGAUUUCGCUCUUUACAUGAUUUUUGCAACAGGAGAGCAGAGACGACUAAAGAAGACAGACAUCCCAUUACUGCAGAGGCUCCUCCAGGGACCUUCCAAGACCAAUGCUCGAAUCUUCCUGAUGGAUAGAGAUGCAGAGGAAAUCAGCAGUGAUGUGGCUCAGUAUAUUAACUUCCAUUUUUCUCUCUUGGAAUCCAUUCUGGAAAGAUUAAAUGAUGAAGAGAAAAGAGAGAUUCAAAGAACAAGAGCCAAGUUCAGCACAGAAAAGGCCAUGAUACAAAAAUGUCUUCAGAGUAAAAGGGUAGUGAAAACAGAGACAGCAGUCUAGUCAUACAGGCUUCUGUCGCUGAACAGUUGGACAAAGUCGGGGAGAUGUCACGAUCCAAUGGAUGCACACAUUCUGCACUUGCGCUCAUACGAAUAGCCAUGGCUUUAAAACAAA